AUGGAAGAUCAGCAAGAGAUAGGUGGUGCACAAGCAUUGCUCCAGUUAGGCUCAAAAACCAGAAGUGAUGAUGAGCACGAAGGCAAAAAUGGAGAGGGAGAUCAAUCGCUAAAUAUUUCAAAUAAUGAAAUUAAAUUCAACGAUAAAGAUAUUGACGAUACGAAUGGUGUUAACGGCGACGAAGGCAAUGAAGACGGUGUUGAAUCAGAUGCAGAGCUAGCUGAUGUAAAGACGACUAACCAACAAAUUAAUGAUGCAGUGGAGGCGGCAGUGAUGAGAUAUGUUGGAGGGACAUUAGAUGGUACAGGAGAGAAUACCUCCAAUAAUGGAACGAGAAAGAACAAACGGAAAUUGAACCACGAUGAUAUCAUGUCAAAUAUCAAUGAGUUUAACCAAUGGACUGGAUUUUUGGACGAUGAUAUUACUGACAAUCAGACAGAAGAUUUCAAUUCGUUUGCACAACACCAACCUCAAAAUCAGGCACAACAACCUACGCCGAACAAGAAUCUUAGGAAGAAAAAGAAGAAGAGCAACCAAGUUUCCCAAACACACAAUGAAAUUGACCCAGAAUUAACCGGAUUAGAUUCCUCGGCGGAACAUGAUCAAUUAGUUCAAGCAGCAAUCAUUGAUGCUAGAGAAUUGGCAAAACAGCUUGGAAAUGGCUCACUUCAUGACAGUGAUACUUCAGCUGUUCAUAAUAGUCUAAAUAAUUUACCUCCCCAUCAGGCUCAGCAAGUUAUUGCUGCUGCUACCGCAGCAGUACAGCAAGGCCAGCCAAACCCGGAGUCGAUAGCUGCGAUCAAUCAAUUAGCACAGGCUGCAUCUUCUUUAUCAGGAGAGUUAAACAGAAGCAAUAAAACAAUUCCAAAACAAAGAAAGCUCUCGAAGAUUGAGGAUGGCCUUAUUAAUUAUCAAGCUAUUAAGCCUACGUCUAACUAUCGUAAACCAAAAUUCAAUCAUUUAACGUCCAUUGACUCUUUGGUUGAAGAAGCGUCUGCUCAAGCGUGUAAUUGGUAUAACAACCUUCCACAAACCAAUAGCAGUGGACCACGUAUUUUUUCUCCUGAGGAAAUUUCAGCUGUUGAUCAUUUCAUUACGGGAUAUUGCCAUUUGCACAAAUUGACUCGUCAAGAUAUUUGUAAUAGAAUUUGGUCAAACGAGAGGAAGAAGGAUAAUUUUUGGGAAUCAUUAACUCGUGUGUUACCUUACAGAUCUCGUGCAUCUGUUUAUAAGCAUGUUAGAAGACAGUAUCAUGUCUUUGAUGUUAGAGCAAAAUGGACCAAAGAAGACGACGAACUAUUGAGGAAGUUAGCAUCAACCAAAGAGGGCAACUGGAAAGAAAUCGGUGAUACCAUGGGACGUAUGCCUGAGGACUGUAGGGAUAGAUGGAGAAAUUAUGUGAAAUGUGGAGAGAACAGAGUAUUGAAUAAGUGGUCUGAAGAAGAAGAAAGGAAGUUGAGAGACAUAGUGACCGAUAUGAUGUCUCAUAUUGGAGAUGAUAACAAACUGAAACCAGCAACUAUUAAUUGGACAAUUGUUAGUGAACGAAUGAAUGGGGUUCGUUCCCGUAUUCAAUGCCGUUAUAAAUGGAACAAGCUUGUGAAAAGAGCGUCUGCGGCAAGAGCAUCUUAUAUGAACCAAAGCACAAGGUUAUGGCUUUUCCAAAGAUUACAAAGAUUAGGCUUUCCAACUUUGGAAAGUGUUGACUGGGACUACAUUGUUCAUCUAUACAACGAGGAACGUAAAAAUUCUGCAAAUGCAGAGGAAAAGAAAAACGAUCCAGAUGAGAAUUGGGUAGCAGCUGAUUUCAAAGUUGGAUUUGAAAAAAUGAAAUCUGAAAUAAAAGAUCACAGAAAGAUGUCUUUAGGAGAAGUUUUAGAAAGACUUAUUGAAGAUUUCUAUAUCAGACAAGGCCAGGCCCCUCCACGGACUCAAAACCAGGAUCAUCAUCAGCCACAGCAACACCAGCAUCAUGUUCAGUUACCGUUACACGAUUCUUCUGAUGCUGCGCAUUACACCACUAGUGCACGUCAAGUUCCAAGUCUGGGUCACGUUCAUGAUGAAGAAGACGAUGCAACCUCUAUAGCCAACGCAGCUGUAGCGGCUGUAUCAGCCAGUGUUAAUGGAGACGAUACUCAGCAACAAGAAUAUAGUUUAUGGAGAUAA
Molecule: messenger RNA, 2166 nt
Organism: Debaryomyces fabryi
Lineage: Eukaryota; Fungi; Ascomycota; Pichiomycetes; Serinales; Debaryomycetaceae
Exons: 1
Coding region: 1-2166 (721 amino acids)
Biological process (GO): regulation of DNA-templated transcription
Cellular component (GO): nucleus
Molecular function (GO): transcription cis-regulatory region binding; DNA-binding transcription factor activity
Source: RefSeq, a predicted model, not a curated record